Messenger RNA from Dentiscutata erythropus, 2937 nucleotides. NCBI's taxonomy places the organism in Eukaryota, Fungi, Glomeromycota, Glomeromycetes, Diversisporales, Gigasporaceae. The record is from the annotation of a GenBank genome assembly.
AAUUGCACGGAAAUUACUGAGAUCGCAGAAUUCAUAAAGAAACAAACCGCAGUAAAUCAAGAAUUUGCUUUAACCUGUUUUGUUAUAACUAGAAUCCUUGAUCACAUCUAUGAAAUGGAUUCUCAUAAUGUAUACCAACUAUUUAGUGCUACCUACGAUUCUGACCCAAAUGUGCAAAAGCAAGCCGAAGCACAACUAAAACAGGUUGAGGCGUCACCAGGAUUUAUCCCUAUCCUUCUUCAAAUUUUGGUAUCACAAGACUCUAACCUUGAAACGAAACAAGCUGUUGCAAUAUAUCUUAAAAAUCGAAUUCGUUCAUCAUGGGUCGCAGAUGAUACACCAGCGAUAAAUUAUGUUCCUAUUAACCCACAAGAUCGGGAUGAAUUCAAAAAAAAUAUAUUACAUAUAUUGUUGGCUGCACCUAAUGCUGUAAGAAUCCAAUUGCUUGAUCCUUUGAGCAGAGUUCUUGAUCAUGAUUAUCCUGAUAACUGGCCAAAUUAUUUAAGUCAAGUUGAUGCUCUUUUAACUUCCGGUGAUCCUAGGACUGCAUAUAUCGGUUUAUUGGCCUUACAUCAAGUCGUUAAAGUUUAUCAAUGGAAAUCUAGUGAGGGCAGAGGUCCUCUGGCGGAAAUUAUUCAAAGAUCUUUUGCAAUUAUUUUACAAAUGGGCCAGGGAUUGCUUGGUGAAAUAAAUAUAGAUGCUGCUGAAAUGUUGAGGAUUAUAAACAAAAUUUAUAGUUCAGCUACUCAAUAUGAUCUAUCUGAGACUCUUCAAGAUAAUAAUUCUAUUGUUCCUUGGGUCUCCUUUUUUCAACAUUUAGUUGAAAAAGACAUACCUGAAGAAAUUAUUCCAAAUGUUCUUGAAGAACGGCAGAAAUUUAUUUGGUUUAGAGCACAAAGAUGGGCUUGUCAAAAUUUAAAUCGUCUUUUUCAAAGAUAUGGGAAUCCCGCUCAACUUGUGUCCUCUUCUACAAAAUAUGCUGCAUUUGCUGAAAAUUUUAUACGUCAUUUUGGCACUCCAAUAUUACACUCUUAUUUAAGGAAAACUGAAAAAUGGAUCAAGAAAGAAAUAUGGUUAAGCAAUAAAAUACUUUUUUAUUUUUCAGAAUUCUUCAGAGAUGCAAUUACACAUAAAAUUACAUGGCAAAUUAUUAAGCCAUAUAGCGAAACAUUGGUGUCUCAAUAUAUAUUCCCUCAAUUGUGCUUUUCUGAUGAAGAUGAACAAUUGUGGACAGAGGAUCCUGUUGAUUAUAUCCAUAAGAAAAUGGAUCCUCUAGAGGAUUUCAAUUCCCAUACAGCUGCCGCUGUUUCUUUCCUUAUUGACAUAGCGAAGCUUAGAAAAAAAUAUACUUUUAUGGGAAUAAUGGGAUUUAUUAACACUAUUUUAACUACUUAUCAUGAUGCUCCUAUUGAUGCCAAAAAUCCACAUCAUAAAGAUGGUGCACUGAAAAUGAUUGGAUGCCUUAGUGAGAUGGUCAUGCGUAAAAAAUCUGGUGUUGCACAUCUCAUGGAAGGUUUUCUUACAACUCAUGUGUUUCCUGAAUUUCAAAGUCCAUAUCCAUUUUUAAGAGCUAGGUUUGACAGUUUGGAGUUUGAACAAGAAUCAAAUCUAGCCAUAGCAUUUCAAGGAAUUACUAGAUGUAUGAGUGAUGAUGAACUUCCGGUAAAAGUUCAAGCUUGUUUGGCUUUGCAAAGCAUGAUACGACAUGAAACAGAACUUCUCGAUCUAACGAAUCAAAUCGAUACUGAUACACUUGCGAGCGUAAUGGAAGAGUUUGUUGAAGCUUUUUCCAAGGAAUUAAGUCCUUUCGCUAUUCAACUAUGUGAACAAUUACGAAAUGCAUUCCUACGGAUUAUGCAAGAUUAUCAGAAUGCUCCUGCAGCUCCGGGAAAUGAAGAUAUUUAUGAUCCUUCAUAUGAUGGUUGCGAAAAAACAAUGGCUGCUGCAGGUGUUCUCAAAACAAUAACUACUUUGAUUCUUAGUUUGGAAAGUACACCAGAAAUUUUAGCUCAAUUGGAAACUAUAUUAUUGCCUAUUAUUAGAUAUACACUGGAAAAUGCGAUUACAGAUUUAUAUGAUGAUAUCUUUGAUAUUAUCGAUAGUUGUACGUAUUCCACAAAACAAAUAUCACCUACAAUGUGGGGAAUAUUUGACUUAAUAUAUAAAACAUUUAAAGGAGAUGAUACAAUAUCUGGAAUUGAUUAUAUUGAAGAAAUGCUUCCUUCUUUGGACAAUUAUAUCUCUUAUGGCACCGAGAUAUUCGUGCAAAAUGCUGAUUUGCAAGCUAGAAUAUAUUAUAUUGCUGAAACAGUUAUGAAUAGUGAUCGUAUCAAUGAAAGUGAACGUGUUUGUGCUUGUAAAUUGAUUGAAUCCGUAUUGUUGAAUUGUCGUGGAUAUGUGGAUCAAUAUGUUGGCCCAUUUCUUGGACUUGGUUUUCGUUACUUAUCUGACCUACCAAGUAUUACCACGCUACCAUUCAAAGUAUAUUGUAUAGAAAUUGUAAUCAAUUGUCUAUACUAUAAUCCUGUUCUGACUCUCCGUAAUCUUGAAGAACGUGGUCUUACUCAAGCAUUCUUUUCGAUAUGGUUUGAACACAUUGACAAAUUUAAACGUGUUCAUGAUAAGAAACUUGUUAUUGUAGCGCUUUGUUCACUAUUAGAAUUACCUUUUGAACAAUUGCCACCUACAUUACAAGCUGGAUGGACGCAAGUUUUGGAUGGUAUUCUAACAGUGUUCAGAUCUCUACCUAAAGCCGAAGAGAACCGAGAAAAUCUCGAGAAAAGUUAUGAAGACGAUGAUAGUGAUGACUCAGAUGAACUUGAAGCCCUCGAAAAAUCGUAUGGUGAAGAUGACAACGUGGACAAUGAUGAUGAAAAUGUAGUUGAUGAAGAUACGCAAUAUUUAGAGUAUUUGGCGCAAGAGUUCACGAAAUAUUGA